Molecule: messenger RNA, 4966 nt
Organism: Platichthys flesus (European flounder)
Lineage: Eukaryota; Metazoa; Chordata; Actinopteri; Pleuronectiformes; Pleuronectidae
Gene: znf16l
Product: zinc finger protein 16 like
Exons: 3
Coding region: 132-1778 (548 amino acids)
Biological process (GO): regulation of transcription by RNA polymerase II
Molecular function (GO): DNA-binding transcription factor activity; RNA polymerase II cis-regulatory region sequence-specific DNA binding
Source: RefSeq, a predicted model, not a curated record
AGGCAGAUUCCUGUUACAUCCGUUGUAACUCAAGCUGACUCUGAAAUAGCUAACCACUGUCCAUCAGCAUCACCCAAACAUUAGCUCUCCGAGUAGCUUUUAGCUAAACUCCCCACAAACUCAUAUAAUCUAUGAGUCGCAAAAGAACCUACAGUUUCACUGAAACGAGCCUGUCUCCUCCGCCCCACGGCGCCUUCAUGGAACCUUCCGGGUCAGCCAGCCGAACCGACGGCGAUUUCUUGGAGCUGGAGCCCGACGAAGAGCUGCUCUUUUCAGUCAACGACAUCACCGAGCACCUCGGCAGAAAUAUCACCUUGGUGCUGGAAACAGCGCUGUCCGAGAUCCGGAAGAUGGUCAGCAUCAGGAUACGAGUCCUGAAGAUGGAACUGCGUGAGAAAACGGAAGAGAUCGACGAGUUAAAGGCGAGACUGGACACAGUCCAGAGGGAUGGCAAGGACCAGUUCCAUAGCGCUGUGGCCGCGGAGCCAUCCACAGAGUCCGGCUAUAAGAAACCAAACAACGCCGACCCCCGGAGAGUCAAAGGUGUCAUGACCGCCGUGAAGAAAGAGAAUAUAGAUGCCAUUUGUGACUAUCUGAUGAAAGACAAGAACUCGAGAGGUUGCAACGAAAUAGACGGGGACCAGAGCAGCCAGACCAGCGGGGAGAGGGAGGCUCGACCGGAGCAGGACCCGCACUCGCUCGCCCUGUGGCCUGACAGCGGUAUGGCCGGCUCCGGCUCUGGCCACGGAGACUCCGAGUCCACCACAGAUGACAUAUUCAGUAUGCUUCCUUCUGGCAGCAAACGGAUGUAUGACUACGAAUGGAUAACACCGAUCGAGUAUUCCUCAGACCUGAAAGUUAUGAAGGACCCUGAUUGUGAUAACACCCUGACUGGCGAGACAGAUGAUGAUGAUGAUGAAGAUGAGACGUUGAGGAGGGAGGGGGAUGGACUUGACCAGGACCAGGUUCCGCUCUCACAUGUCCAGCCCUCUGACUUUACUGGUGAACCCCUGAGCUCUUCAGGAGAUGGAGGCAGUCCCCUGGAUAGCAGCACAGUCAAGCCUGAGGCAGGUCAACAGUUCACCGAUCAUACCUACAUCUGCUCUCUAUGUGGAACCUUCUGCCCUGAUUCUAUGUUCCUGGAAGAACAUAUUAAGCUGAUACACUCAGACUCUGCUGGUGCCCAGACUCUCCAGGCCCUGCAGUCCACCUCCUCCGCAGUCCCCACCAUGGGGAGCAGCAGCAGUGACUCCAUGAGGAGUGAAAAAGAGCAGCACAACGAUGGCACAGGACCAGGAGCUGGUGUGGGCAUCAGUCGGGGAGGAGGGCUUGUGAAAAAGGAGAUUAAAAUUGAGGGGGGUUAUGAGUGCGGGGACUGUGGUCGCCAUUUUAACUACCUUGGCAACCUUCGACAGCACCAGCGUAUUCAUACCGGCGAAAAGCCCUUUAUGUGUCCAGAAUGUGGGGAGAGAUUCCGCCACGCAGCCCGGUUAAAAAGCCACAGGCUGGUGCACAGCGGAGCCCAGAGCCCCUUCCCCUGCCCUCAGUGUGGCAAAGGUUUCUCAGUGCUGUCUGGACUCAAAAGACACCAACGGGUCCACACUGGUGAGAGCCCUUAUGCUUGUCCUCAGUGCGGCCGCCGCUUUAAGGAGCUUGGGAACCUGUACACUCAUCAGAGGAUCCACAGUGGGGCCACACCUUACUGUUGCCAGCAGUGUGGACGCAGCUUCCGCCACCUGGGUACCUACAAGAGCCACCGCUGCACCCCGGCACAGUAAGCAGAAAUUGAACGGACAUGGUGCUGGUUCUGUGGGUUGUGUCUUCAUUGUGUGGCUGUCUGAUUCCACUGUGGGAGGUUACUGGUCAUGUGGAGAAGGGGGCUGAAUUUUCUGGGAUGCUGCCCAGGCUUCAGUGUUCUGUCCUUGUCCAUUCAAGGCAUUUUACCUCAGUCCUCAAGAAAUGCUUGAACUUGAAGGUUUAUUUCAGACUUUGGAAGCAGCAGUUUUAGUCUCAAGUCAGAGUUAUACUUACUUGUAGCAAAGCUUUCAGUGGUCUCACACACGGGGUUGCACACUAUGGAUUUAAUUCAAUUUAUACCAAUAACCGAUAAUUACCUGCUUUUCGUGGCCGAUACAAUAACCGAUCUCACAUUUUUAAAUAUUUAAAAAGACAUCGCACUCCUCUGUGUGCAGUGUUUCUCAUGUUAACGACUUCAUCCAGCCACUGAGAUACUUAACUCAGAGGUCCAUAAGGCCACCAAAAAACUUAUGUUGGUAUUGAUGGGACUUCGAAUGUGUGAGGUGACCACAUCCUACACAGAAGUGUUCCUCAUGGUGCCACAAAUUAGUGCCCGAACCCGAAAAGAUCUAGAAAUGUUCUACCCGAAACCAAGCAGGACCCGCCAUUUGAAAGCUGGGAUGCUGGACGGACUCCCGGCAGGUAAAGUCAGACCCCAUAGGCCUAGAUUUCUCAUCUGAUUGCUUUAACAAGUUUAUUCACAAGGUGUCAUAACCAAACUUUGUGUCUUACCCAAUGCAACAUUGGCAGCCUUCUCCACUGUGCCUGGCUGUGAAGCAUAUGAUCCAUCCUCUAAGAUAGCUUUUGAAAUACAUUCAGGUUUUCUGUUAUUCCUCUUACAAACACAACGACACACACAUGCACACACACUGUGAACCCGUUUGGGUGGACCUGGUAGGACCUCUGGUGCAGGGCAGGUAAGAACAUGUCACAAAUGCACUGUAGGUGAUAAAUUAUACUUAUAGUUAAUUAUUUUUCACCUUAAACGCGGUGCUUAUUCCUUUUCUUUCACCUUAGGAGAUUUGUUACAUUUAAACUUGCAAUCUUUGACCCUUCUCUUGGGAAUCCAGUACAGUGCAUUACUGCCACCUGCUGGCUUAGUUAUGUUAUUUUAAUUAUUUUGGUUAAAAUAAUAUAAAAGAACAUAUAUUUCCCUUCAUUGGCCGGAAAUAAAUCAGCCCAGAUAAUCAUGCAGCCCUAAUCACACACUCCUCAUCAACAGAUGGAAUUUGCUCAGUGGUCAGAGAAUUUGCUUUCAGUCUUCAUAUACUUGUGGCUGCCAACACUGUUGAAAAGUCUUACAUGUGCUUAGGAAAAUGCAAAGUAUGACCCUCAUACUUCUGUUUCAAACUAAACCUACUUCAUUUGUUGAUGGACAGUAUUUCAUAUGGAUGAAAUCUGUAGAACAAGCCAGUAAACUGUAAGAUAUAUUUGGAAUAAAAGAAUUUUAAGUCUCUGACCCACAAAGAAGAGCAUCCCUUUUUUAGACCGGACCUCAUCAGUAACGAGCACAUCUCCUAUAUUUUGCAUUUACCUCAAAGGAUAAUUCCUGUUCAUUACAAUUGUGCUAAGCUAGAGUGCUUUACUUUGGAGCGGGUAAAGGACGUAUCGCAACUAUUUAUGUUUAUGACAUAUUCUACAGAUAGACAUUAAAACUGUGGCAAAAUAUAAUUUUCACUGUCUAUUUUUCUGUAAAAACAUGUGGGGAAAAUAGGCAAGACUCCAACUCUUAAGAAGAGCGGCUGUGUGAGAAAACCCCUCAGUCAAGGUUAGGCUCGGUUUGCUAGUUCACCAAUUCAUUUAUCAAACAAAAGAUUGGUAGCGUUUAAAACUUUUAAUAAAAAAACAAUUCAAUAGGUUUUAGAAUUAAUUUGUUUGUUUUUUUUGCCUUAUAUCUCUUUUUGGCUGUGAGAAAACAGACUUCUGACUUUUAGCCUUGAACAACUUAGAUGAGUUACCACCACCACAGGCUCAUCUCCACAUAACGACUAAUGCUUUUCUAAAAUUGGGAAAAUCUUUUUUCCUAGCAGAGCUGCACAAGGACCAAGAUUCACUCAGCCCCUCCCGACUCUGCUUGUUCUCUCCCUCUUGCUCGCGCCAACACACACUCACAUACACAGAGACACAAACAUUGUAAUUGAAAACAUCUAUACAUGUGGACUGGGUUAAAUAAUAUAAUUUGGUCUUUGUGAACACAACUGGUGCAUAUAAUUACUCGCGCAUAGAAUGGGGGGAUACGAUCACAGGUGGCCACAGGAGACACAUUCAGGACAGAUUUGAAUGCCAGGUGUGAACAGACAAACUCAAGAGCUGUCCACUCGUGAUUAACUCUCAGGACAGCACUUUCAUGACCUUAGAGGUUAUACUUGUGAGUUCAAUGUUAUCAUGACGGAUGGCAGCAACGGCCAGGACUACACUCACUGGAUUACCAAUCUGAGUUGCUGCUUUUCACAUCCUACUGAGAGAAAAACACUUUGUCAAACUUUAUCAGACUUUGGUAUGAUCGGAAUUCCACAGUUCAAUGGGGUAAACAGGACAGCUUGGUAAAACGACAGCAUUUAAAUAGAUGUGUGUAUGGCUCCAUAUAUUGAUUUGCAUCUUGAUCCUUUAGUCUAAAGUAUGCCCUGUCACCCUCACUUUGUGGAGAAGGAUGGAUCUUUUAGAGUAGUAGUGGGACAGCAUCCCCCACAUGUGGACCAUUUGUGUAACUGCAACAAAAAAUUAUCUUCUGGCUCAUACGGUACUGCUAAUUUUAUUUCAUCAUAAUACUGUUUGGUGCUAUGUGUAGAGCAGGAAUUUUAUCAUAAUUUUUAAAAGUAUUAUCUGAUGUUACAGACUAUAUACUGGAUAUUUUAUAUGUUUGCUUGUAUGACAACUAAAAAUAGUGCGACUAAAAAAAAAAACAUACCUGAAGGAAAUUGAAUCCAAAGUAUCGGGUGGGUUUAAUCAUUUGAUCUCAUUCUCUGUAAACCCAUUAGAAAAAUGAACACUUUUCUUAGCACUAUGGGGAAGACUAAAAAAAUGUAUGAAUAACAAACUUAUUCAAACCCCUGGAAGCUAAAAGCAAACCAUUGACAAUCUGCUUUCUUUUCUAAACUGUUGUCCUAAACUCAUGAAUGGAAGUGUGAAUUUUUUUUUACCAAAACAAAAUAAAAAAAAUAAAACAGAG